GGCGGAAGUGUCAUGGCGCCGUGCGUCCGGCAGUAACAGCGUUAGCACAACACAACUUGUUAUGACUCUUCUCUUAUAGGUUUGGUCUUAACAUCUACUUAGGGCAUCCGAGGACUCAUAAGUUUAGGAUGGCUGAUUCAGGCUCAGGUGACCCCAGUGGUCAACGUCCGCCAGGUCCUGGAGGGAGCAGUAUAGGAGUGCUGAUAGGCCGCCGACCACCAGCCAACAUCUCUCCCGGUCGUCUCCCUUCAGUGCGAUCAAGAGACCUCACCCUAGGAGGAGUGAAGAAGAAAACGUUUACACCCAACAUUAUUGGCCGAAAAGCAAAAGAAGAAAUGAAAGUUGAAGGCGGGCAGAGGAGAGAGAGGAAGGAUACUGAUCGAGGUCGUGGUCCGAGGGAUAGAGGCAGGGGCCGGGGUCGCCCUGAGGUCAUCCAGUCUCACUCUAUUUUUGAACAGGGGCCUGCAGAGAUGACAAUGAAAAAGAGAGGUGUCUAUGAAAGUGAGAGAGAGGCUCCGAGUGUUGGGCCUUCACCCAUCAUCAAUAUUAAAAAGGAGAAGAGGGAGACAGAGGAAGAAACCAAAGAGAUCCUUAAGAGUCUGGAACGAGACAAUUUUAUAGACGAUCCCUUCCUGAGGAGUGAGCAAAAGAGCUGCCCUGUCCAGCUUCCCCUCGCUGUGUCAGGAUGGGGAUUCAAGGAGGAAUUUAGUGAAGUUGCUGUUAAAAUUGAGAAGGUGGAGGAGGAUUGUGAACCCAUGGAGCCUGAUGUUAAAGUCAAACAAGAGCCAGAGGAAACGGAAAUAAAGAAGUCAGACGCAGCUUUCAAGCCUCCCCGUCUCCCUGAGCCUGAAAUUCUGCAUGACCUGCUGCAUAGAUGGAGUCUGAGCAAAGGGGAGGAGCUGUUCUUCAUGCAGCUGCCCGACUCCCUGCCUGGCCAACCUCCCACCAAAGAGCACAGGCCGGUGAAAACAGAGGUGCAGUCAGAGGAUGGACAGUCUGUGCUUCUGAAAACAGAGUCCCAGGAAGAGGAAACUGAUGAAAACAGCUGCAGUCUGAAAGAUUUGAGGGAGGGUCUUGUAGGAAAGAUGCUGGUGCGGAAAUCUGGACGAGUACAACUCAUACUGGGACAAGUGACACUUGAUGUGUCUCUCGGAACAUCAUGCUCUUUCCUUCAGGAGCUGGUCUCUAUUGGUACAGAGGGAAGAACAGGUGACUUGACUGUAUUAGGAAAUGUCAAACACAAAAUGGUCUGCUCUCCAGACUUUGAGGCUCUACUGGAGGGCAGCGCUUGAUGCUCAUCAGAGCAGCACAGCCUCCUCAAACCUGACAGCUGGAUGUACUUGUGGUGGGUUGUGAUGUUCACAAAAUUCUCAUUAUUACUAUGGACUGUCUCUUCAGAAAGUGACAUCUAAUACAAGUUGAUUGCGCUUUUAUGUUUACAGAGUGGCUAUAAUAACAUUGAAAUACACUAUCUGUAAAUAUGAAACAUGACGGAGGUUUUAUUUUCUUCGUAUGGAACAGGCAUAUUAAGUCAGGGUUCAAAGGUUGAAUGGUGUGCCAAAUUUCAGUACCAUUUUCAUUUCUCUACAUCUGAAAUUACUUGACAAAACUGUACAUGGAUGUAAAUGUGUGAAUAAAAAAAAAUGUUAUUCUU
This is a messenger RNA of Toxotes jaculatrix (banded archerfish), 1654 nucleotides long. RefSeq names its product polymerase (RNA) III (DNA directed) polypeptide D (gene polr3d). Gene Ontology annotation, cellular component: RNA polymerase III complex. The transcript is spliced from 9 exons. The coding region runs from base 129 to 1292 and encodes 387 amino acids. Gene Ontology annotation, biological process: transcription by RNA polymerase III. Gene Ontology annotation, molecular function: DNA binding. NCBI's taxonomy places the organism in Eukaryota, Metazoa, Chordata, Actinopteri, Toxotidae. The record is from RefSeq and is a predicted model, not a curated record.